Eublepharis macularius is the source of this 2344-nucleotide messenger RNA. Its product is annotated as lysosomal membrane ascorbate-dependent ferrireductase CYB561A3. Gene Ontology annotation, cellular component: lysosomal membrane. The record is from RefSeq and is a predicted model, not a curated record. The transcript is spliced from 6 exons. Gene Ontology annotation, molecular function: oxidoreductase activity. NCBI's taxonomy places the organism in Eukaryota, Metazoa, Chordata, Lepidosauria, Squamata, Eublepharidae. The coding region runs from base 45 to 872 and encodes 275 amino acids.
GGCAGGAUCAUAAAUCCCAGAAGAGAGGGUCUUUAUUACUUAGCAUGAGCAAGGCUCAAGGGUCGACAACGCUUUGGAACUACUUUUCCCGGCAUUCUCCGCGUGUCAGACGGAAGCGAGGUGUACUCCCUACUAGUAGCGAGAUGCCUGGUAUCCCGUUCCUACCGUUUUCCAUCCUCCAGGGAAUUCUAGGAGUCCUCUGCGUGGGGCUCACAGGGUUUUGGGGCCAGCACUGGCUUGGUGGUUUUGCCUGGGAUGGUUCUUCUGAGAUGUUCAACUGGCACCCGGUUCUCAUGGUGACAGGCAUGUUGGUCUUGUAUGGCUCAGCUGCACUGGUAUAUCGUGUACCCUUUUCCUGGGAGAGGCCCAAGCUUCCCUGGAAGCUGCUCCAUGCGGCACUGACUUUAGUAGCAUUUAUCCUAGUCAUACUGGGGCUGGUUGCUGUCUUUGAGUUUCACAACAAGAAGAAGAUUCCCAACAUGUACUCACUGCACAGCUGGCUGGGGCUAACAGCUGUAUUGCUCUUCUCCUGCCAGUGGAUAAUGGGAUUUGCUUCUUUCCUGCUACCUUGGGCUCCCAUCUGGCUACGAGCCCUCUACAAGCCCAUCCAUGUUUUCUUUGGUUCUGCCAUCCUUUCUUUAGUUCUGGCGGCCUGUAUCUCUGGCAUCAAUGAGAAGCUCUUCUUCAGAUUAACAAAUUCAACAACACCAUAUUCAAAGCUCCCUGCAGAGGCCUGGUUUGCUAACUUCCUGGGAAUGCUGAUCCUGAUUUAUGGGCUCUUGGUGUUAUGGGCUCUUGCUUUGCCUGCCUGGAAGCGUCCAGAUGUAAAUUCACAAGACAUCCAAGAGCCCUUGCUUCAGGAAGCCAGAUGAAGCUGAACUACUAAGGCACUAUAACCCAUACAUGUGAAAUAGUCAGGUCUCCACAAGAUCUGCAGCCAUUUGCUGUCUUCUCACUGUGUCAUUAAUGGAAUUGGUGUGGUAAAAAAAAAUUCUGGCAAGAAGCCUUCUUGUCUGUCCUUUUGAAUCUAUUUGAUAACUCGGCUUCUUUGCUGGCUUGAAGUGCUCUUCCUGUGAAUCUACUGGACAUUGUCUUCUCUGAACCACUUGUUCUUUACUCACUAUUGUGCCAUUGUAUUUGUGAUGUUGCUAAAAGUAUGUACACUUUUAAAAUUUUUGUAGCUCACUAGAAAUCAAAAUUAUCAACUAAAAUAAGCAGUUGUAACUGUUCUGGUGUCGGCUCUACUUGUACAAUAGCAUAUUGUUCCUGACGCUUCACUGUAGCAGCACCAGACCCCAUAAAACAAAGCAUGAGCAGUCUUACUGUUGAAGUGUAACCAACUUCCCUUUUAUAGUUUCUGCUGCAGCUACCAUCUGUUCAAAUCUAGCCAUCUUUCAAUAUUGCUUUGCUGGGUCACAGCAGCUUGCUUUUGGUGAGGUAUGUGGCUGCUUAAGACCAGUUCUAUAAAUAUAAUUCUAUUAGCACUUGAUAGAGACAUAAGUUAGUAGCUUUUAAAACUAGCAUUAGAAGGGAAAGAUGGGACACUAAAAAACCAGGGUUUGUUUUUUUUUAAAAGAAACUCCUUUAAUUCAGUAUUUUCAUUUUUUAAAAAUUGGAAACACAUGGCUGGGUUUAACUGUUCUCUACAUCCAACUGGGAUGAAACUCUCUAGGAUAGCAUCUUCCACCCAAGGUAUUUUCUCUGCCAAAUAUCAGAUAGAAGAUUCUCAUUUUAUAAGCAAUUAAAAUUCUGCAGACCAGAACUGGGUGUGCAACAACACUGCUGUGUGUUUUUUGGGACCCUGACAGGUAAAGGUAAACGUAUUUUUCCUUACCCAAGAAAGUUUAUGGGUAACUAAAUCUUCCUUCUUGGGUCCUCCAUCUUUCCCUAGUCUACCCUAAUUAUGUCAGUAAGUUUUCUUCCAGUCUUCCAGUGUUGUACUGGAAAAAAUGUGCUUCAAACAGUACAAUGCAGGCAAAGGGUUUAGGCUUGUAUUAGCUACUAUUUCCCUUUUUUGUAAAACAGAAAAAAUCCACCAUACCCCUCUUUACAUGCAAACCAGCAGAAAUGCACAAGAUUUACACAGUUUGCCCUGAACUUAAAAUAACCUGUCUCUUAAAUAACCCUUGCUUGGGGUAAGGAUUAUGCCUCUAACUCUGCAAGCAGGUACAAGCAAAGCAUUAACCUAAGAGAUACAACCAGAUAAUACUUUACACUAGUAGGACUUGUGUUAAGGAAGAAUUUCCCCUGACAGUGAGGUGCUUGCAUAACUAUAUUUGAGAUGUUCACAUGCAGCUGUAGUGUAAUUACAUUAAAGAAUAAAAAGGGCCUGAUUCAACUAUGA